Molossus molossus (Pallas's mastiff bat) is the source of this 1476-nucleotide messenger RNA. RefSeq names its product exosome component 1 (gene EXOSC1). Bases 16 to 603 code for a protein of 195 amino acids. Gene Ontology annotation, cellular component: nuclear exosome (RNase complex); cytoplasm. Lineage: Eukaryota; Metazoa; Chordata; Mammalia; Chiroptera; Molossidae. Gene Ontology annotation, molecular function: RNA binding. The record is from RefSeq and is a predicted model, not a curated record. Gene Ontology annotation, biological process: RNA processing. The transcript has 9 exons.
GGGAUAGUGGCAGUCAUGGCGCCACCCGUGAGGUACUGCAUCCCAGGCGAACGUCUGUGUAACUUGGAGGAGGGCAGCCCAGGCAGCGGCACCUACACCCGGCACGGCUACAUCUUUUCGUCGCUUGCUGGCUGCAUGACGAAGAGCAGCGAGAACGGCGCGCUUCCUGUUGUAUCUGUGAUGAGAGAAACAGAAUCCCAGUUACUGCCAGAUGUGGGAGCUAUUGUAACCUGUAAGGUCUCUAGCAUCAAUUCACGCUUUGCCAAAGUACACAUCCUGUAUGUGGGAUCCACACCACUGAAGAACUCUUUUCGAGGAACUAUCCGCAAGGAAGAUGUCCGAGCCACUGAAAAAGACAAGGUUGAAAUUUAUAAGAGUUUUCGCCCAGGUGACAUUGUCUUGGCCAAAGUGAUCUCCUUAGGUGAUGCACAAUCCAACUACCUCCUGACCACUGCUGAAAAUGAACUAGGGGUAGUGGUGGCCCACAGUGAAUCAGGUGUUCAGAUGGUUCCCAUCAGCUGGUGUGAGAUGCAGUGCCCUAAGACCCACACUAAAGAAUUCCGGAAAGUGGCCCGUGUGCAGCCCGAGUUCUUGCAGACCUAAGAAACUACAUUUACCCCAAGGAGGGGGUUUUUUCUUUUACAGUGCUGCAGAGAAUACACCUAUAUCUUUGUGCAUGCCUGAUUGUUUUACAAAACAGAUUUCUGAAAGUGAGAUGCUGGGUCAAAGAAUACGCAUUUUCAGUUUUGGUUAGAUUUUCCCUAUUGUUUGCAGAAGAGUGCUACCAAUUGAUUCUUUCAACAACAGUGUUAGCAAUUUUAUUUAUCUUGGAACUUCACGGUGACCCUGAAAAGCAGCAAUUAUUUCGAUUUUACAGAGGCUUAGAAAAAUUAACUUGCCCUAAGUCACACAGACAUCAAGUGGCAGAGCAUUAUUCAAACCCAGGUCUGUCUUACUGUAAAGCCCAGAUUUUCUUAUGUAAAAUGCUGCCUGUUUUCCAAGCAUCGAACAUAACCUUGGACAUGCAAUUAGAGGCUUUCUGAAUUGACAGUGCUUCAUUAAUUAUGAGUGUUUGUUGUACAUCGUUUAUUUAUUUAACGAAUACAUAUUGAGCAACUACUCUUCCCACCACUGCACUAUUCGUGGAACUAGGGGGAAAACAGUGAGUAUGAUAGAAUCCUUUCCUUGUGGAGCUUACAUUCCAGUGGGGGCAAGACAGAUACUAAGUAGACAAAGAAAUGUUAUAUUUGAAGUAAUUGUUAUGAUAGCCUUCUCUGAUCUAGUGCAGACUAGGUUAGCUGUUCUCAUCCUUAACCAUUCACUGGUGUAUUACAAGUUAGUUAUGUGCCUGUCUCCCCUACCAGCCUGAGCUUUUGGGGAAAGAUUCUCUUAACUACCUUUGCAUCCCCAGUUCCUGGUACUGUGACUAACACAUAGCAAAUACUCAAUAAAAAAUGUUGGCGUGGUCCUGGCUUG